AUGGGAUCCUCCACAAACUUCAGUCUGGACCUGGUCCCAGAUCACAGGGACAAUACAGGCAGCGAUCCUCUGUACCUGUGUGCUGCAGCACAGGGACACUACAGGCAGCGAUCCUCUGUACCUGUGUGCUGUAGCACAGGGACACUACAGGCAGAUCCUCUGUACCUGUGUGCUGUAGCACAGGGACACUACAGGCAGCGAUCCUCUGUACCUGUGUGCUGUAGCACAGGGACACUACAGGCAGAUCCUCUGUACCUGUGUGCUGCAGCACAGGGACACUGCAGGCAGAUCCUCUGUACCUGUGUGCUGCAGCACAGGGACACUACAGGCAGUGAUCCUCUGUACCUGUGUGCUGCAGCACAAGGAUACUACAGGCAGAUCCUCUGUACCUGUGUGCUGCAGCACAUGGACAUUACAGGCAGAGCCUCUGUACCUGUGUGCUGUAGCACAGGGACACUACAGACAGUGAUCCUCUGUACCUGUGUGCUGUAG
Knipowitschia caucasica is the source of this 492-nucleotide messenger RNA. The record is from the annotation of a GenBank genome assembly. NCBI's taxonomy places the organism in Eukaryota, Metazoa, Chordata, Actinopteri, Gobiiformes, Gobiidae.